Schizophyllum commune H4-8 is the source of this 1480-nucleotide messenger RNA. RefSeq names its product Non-catalytic module family EXPN protein. Bases 355 to 1074 code for a protein of 239 amino acids. The record is from RefSeq and is a predicted model, not a curated record. Gene Ontology annotation, biological process: defense response to bacterium; defense response to fungus. NCBI's taxonomy places the organism in Eukaryota, Fungi, Basidiomycota, Agaricomycetes, Agaricales, Schizophyllaceae. The transcript has 7 exons.
CUUCUGCCCAAAAGGAUGUCUAGGCAAGGUAUCAAGCUCUUGCGCGCCCUCUCAAGACACUCUUGAUGACAAUGCCUAUUACCUCUACCCGCGCGUAUUCCGUCAAAAUCCGCCAACGGACUCCGAAGAACUCGUCGCUGUCGAGACUCGGAUGCUCACCGACAAUGCACCGUCACUGCUGUGCCUCGCAACCGCAAUUAUCCCGUUGCUCUGAGCGGGGCGGGGCGGGGCUGGAUGCUUGGUGCAGGCAACGAUCGUGCCAUGGGCGUCACCGUAUAAAAAGGCGGCCGUCGUUGGCGCAGCACAAUUACUCCCCGCGUCCGACUACUGCGUCCCUUCGAAGCGCAGUUCAAUAUGACCGCCUUACUUCGUCUUGCCUCUGUCGCUGUGCUUGCUGGCCUUGCGCAAGCUCGAUUUGUCCACCACACCACCGCGAAGGUUAGUUCACGAUCGAAUUCUGGCGUCGAUGCGCUUCAGGGCAGUCGUGCGGGCACGGCUACGACUUAUGGUGGUAACUGGAGCGGCGGCGCAUGUUCGUUCGCCGAUUAUGACCAGGGAAGUUUCGACGGAGUGGCCAUCGGCUCGAGCGAGUGGUUCGGAAGCGCAUCAUGCGGCGCAUGCCUGUCUGUGACUGGCGCGAGCGGGACAGCCACCGUCAUGGUCGUCGACAAGUGCCCCGAAUGCGAAGCGGGUCACCUUGACCUAUUUCAAGACGUUGCCAGCAAAAUCGACGUUGAUGAUGCCACGAAGGGCAUCUUCGAUAUCACCUGGGAGCAAGUCGACUGCCCUGUCUCCGGAAACAUGCAAUUCAAGAACAAAGAAGGGACCAGCGGAUACUACUUUGCUCUCCAGGUCCGCAACGUCGUCGAGCCCGUCGACAGCCUCGAGGUCUCGACUGACGGUGGCUCGUCCUGGACCUCGGUCGCCCGCGAGGACUACAACUACUUUACCAGCUAUAGCGGCUUCGGCGACCAAGUAGACGUCCGCGUCACCUCCAUGACGGGCAAGCAGAUUGUCCAGUCGGGCAUUGCCGUGUCUAGCGGGUCCGUCGUCGAGGGCGGGUCGCAGUUCUGAUCUGAUCCCUGCGGCCUGCACUGCGCUGGCGCAGCCGACGUCCUCCGAAGCCCUAACUUUACGCUCACGAAUUCCCAAACUCUGGAAGAUUCCGAAUACUAUGCUUGGCCACCGCCAGUGACGGACGGGGUUCGCAAAGGGUCGGUAUGUCUGCAUCGCCUCCACUGUCGUACUAGCGUCUCGGGGCAUCACGGUCGGCGCUCAGCCCGAUGAUUCUUGUUCGCAGUCUGCCCGGGCUGGCGGGCGAGGGGGCCAGUAGCAUGUGCGCCACCGCGUAUGUGGUUCGCACGCACCAGAUACGGAGGCCGCGCCGCUGCGUACGGACGGCGCUGGAGGGCCCGCGUAUAGUCCAUCUGUAUUCAAUUUUGGCUCAAGGGGUAGACUCGAAUGUAUGGCUUGCACGCGA